Acytostelium subglobosum LB1 is the source of this 1023-nucleotide messenger RNA. RefSeq lists its product as hypothetical. The record is from RefSeq and is a predicted model, not a curated record. Lineage: Eukaryota; Evosea; Eumycetozoa; Acytosteliales; Acytosteliaceae. Gene Ontology annotation, molecular function: oxidoreductase activity. The transcript has a single exon. The annotation marks the transcript as partial.
AUAUAUACACCAAUCAAUUACUAUUCCAUGGCCUUCACAACAUCCAAGACAGUAGUGUUUGAUGAGUAUGGUGAUGCCAGCAAGUUAUAUGUAAAGGAGUUGCCAAUUAGGAUACCAUCUGUUGGUGAGGUCCGUGUUAAGAUUGCUGCUGUUGGUCUUAACCGUGCCGAGACAAUGUAUCGUAGUGGAAUAUUUUAUGACCUUCCAACAAGUUUCCCUGCUUCCAUUGGUUACGAAGGUGCUGGUGUGGUCGAUGCCCUGGGACCUGGAGUGACUAACUUCAAAGUUGGUGACAAAGUAGCCAUCCUCACUACCAAUCUCAUGUCCAAGUAUUCGACCAACAUGGAGUAUGCAAUCUUCCCCGAAGAAUCAUUGGUCCUAAUGAAUGAAGGUCAGACUUUUGUUGAAGCCGCCAGUCUUUGGACCGCCUACUUGACCGCUUACUUUGCCUUGGUCGAAGUCCACAAGGUCACAGCUGGCCAAGUCGUCGUUGUUAAUGCCGCCAGCAGUUCAACUGGAUUGGCUGCCAUCCAACUCGUGAUCUCCCUUGGUGCCACAGUCAUUGCCACCAGUCGCUCAAGUGCAAAGAGACAACAACUCUUGGACCUUGGAGCACAUCACUUCAUCGCCACCAAGGAAGAGAAUGUCGCCCAGAGGAUCAAUGAGAUCACCAACAAUUUUGGAGCAAAUGUCAUCUAUGAUCCAGUUGCUGGACCAAUGGUGGCGGAGCUUGUAACAGCCAUGGCCCCCAAGGGCACCUACAUCAUCUAUGGAGUGAUGUCUCCUGAUCCAACUCCAUUCCCAAUCAACAGUAUCAUUUUCAAGUUUAUCAACUUCAAGGCCUACGCUGUAUUGGAGUUCUCCUUUGAUCCUGUUGCAAUCCAGCGUGCCGUCACAUUCCUUCGCGAUCGCCUUCCAACCUUCCGAUCAAUCAUUGGCAAGGUGUUCCAAGGUAUCGAGUCAACGCCAUCGGCACACCAAUACCUUGAUGGUAGUGAUCUAUUUGGAAAGGUUGUCAUUGAG